GCUGCUGUAAAAACUGCAGUAGAAGAAGAAGCCUGAUCAUGUCAGAAUGGGGACCCAGGUGAAAGAUGUGAUCAUUAAACCCGAUGCUCCGAGCUCUCUGCUGUUGGAUAAACAUGGAGAUUACAUCGCAGCCUACGGCUCCAAGAAGGACGACUAUGAGUACACGCUGUCGGAGUACCUGAGGAUGAGCGGCAUCUACUGGGGGCUGACGGUGAUGGACCUGAUGAGCCAGCUGCCUCGGAUGAACCGACAGGAGAUCAUAGACUUCAUCAAAGCCUGUCAGCAUGACUGUGGAGGCAUCAGCGCCAGCAUUGGACACGACCCCCAUCUGCUGUACACCCUCAGCGCUGUCCAGAUCUUGUGCUUGUACGACAGCGUGGACGCGCUGGAUGUGGACAGAGUGGUGGAAUAUGUCAAAGGGCUGCAGCAGGAGGACGGCUCUUUUGCUGGGGACAAAUGGGGUGAGAUAGACACGCGGUUUUCUUUCUGUGCUGUUGCUACUCUGGCUUUAUUGGGUAAGAUGGACACGAUAAACGUGGACAAAGCCGUGGAGUUCGUCCUGUCUUGUAUGAACUUUGAUGGAGGUUUUGGCUGCAGACCGGGUUCAGAGUCUCACGCUGGUCAGAUCUACUGCUGCACCGGCUUCCUGUCUCUGACCGGCCAGCUCCACCAGCUGAACGCCGACCUGCUGGGCUGGUGGCUCUGUGAGAGACAGCUGCCGUCUGGAGGCCUCAACGGACGUCCUGAGAAGCUUCCAGAUGUUUGCUACUCCUGGUGGGUUUUGGCGUCUCUGAAGAUCAUCGGUAGGAUUCACUGGAUCGACAAAGCCAAGCUGAGGAUGUUUAUUCUGGCCUGUCAGGACGAGGAGACGGGAGGUUUUGCUGAUCGACCAGGAGACAUGGUGGAUCCCUUCCACACUCUGUUUGGAGUCGCUGGUCUGUCCCUCCUCGGAGAUGAACAGAUCAAAGCAGUGAAUCCAGUUCUGUGUAUGCCUGAAGACGUCCUGCAGAGGAUCGGCCUGCAGCCAGACCUCCUCAGCUAGCUGCCUGACGCUAUCCCACACCCUCACACACACACCGUCACACACACACCGUCACACACCUCCACAACACCACUCCUGUCUGUCAGCCUCUCAACAACAACCACAGCCAGGUGAUGGUAGCAGAGAGAGGACCACAGCUGGUUGUAGCUGGAGAGGACCAUUCAGAUGGAGGAUACUCAGUAGAGACCUGGAGGACAGACAGAGAAUCUUUAGUUUAAAUCCUGCUUCUCAUCAUCAGGUCACUUUUCCUGUUUGACUGCAGCAGAACGAGGCGUUUAAAGCGUCACUGUACUUUCUGAAGUCUAGAAACCAUAAACCAACAUUCCUUAACUUUGAGGGAAAUCGUGCAACAGCUGAGAUGUUUCCUGGUCUCAUCAGCUUCCAGCUUCCCAAUAGAUUUAUCAAGCAGUGUAACGAGACGCCUGUUUGGUGCUUUAGGAGGCGUGGCGGUUAAAUAAUGAAAGCAUGGAGUGUAAAACGUGUGGCAGAAAUGACCCCGAAUGUUUCAAUCUGCUCCAGUUACAUGAAAUGAUGUCAUUCAACCCUCUGAUGUACAACAUGGGUCAAAGUGACCCAAAUCCAACAGAAACUGGGUUCUCCUGACCCACACAUCAAAGGGUUAACAUCCACAGCUCAGCAUCAGGCUGUCUCAAUAAUAAUCUGCUGAUCAAAUGACAGAUCUGACCUUGAAAAGUAGAAGCUUUAUUCAGUCAGAUGAGUUCACUGAGGGAGACUGAAGGUAAAAGUCAGAUUUACAGUUUUAUUUAUUUUAUUACAUUCUGACCGCGGUUCAGUUUAAAGGCUCCACAUCUCUGUUUCCUCAUCGGUCUGCUGUUUCAUAUUAAACUAACUUCUGUUUCUGAGGAGUGUGAAGGGCAGCAGGGUAACCACUGACCCGGUGGACAGAACACCAACAGCUUUAGUCUCUGCAUUAGAAUUAUUCCUGGCAGGCUUUAGAGGAAAUGUUCUGUAUGUGAGGAGGUCUUCAGCACAUUUCAACUCUAUCUGCUGCUCUUCUCUUUAUUUAAAUCCAUGUUCCUCACUGCAGCUGCUGUUGAUCUGCCUCCACACCGUGAAACACACAGGAAACGUUUCCAGGUUCAGAUUCCGCGGAAAAUAGGGAAACAUUUCCAGGUUCAGGUUCCGCGGAACAUCGGGAAUGUUUUCGGAUUCAGAUUGUGUGGAACGGCUUCUAGGAAACUCAUGUUGUCUGUCUGGGUGAAGUUUUAUCUGUUAAUGAGGUGUUCAGUGUCCACAUUGUUACAGAAAGUAAAUAAAUCACAUUUUAAUGCAUUAA
Messenger RNA from Amphiprion ocellaris (clown anemonefish), 2339 nucleotides. RefSeq names its product Rab geranylgeranyltransferase subunit beta (gene rabggtb). The transcript is spliced from 9 exons. Gene Ontology annotation, cellular component: Rab-protein geranylgeranyltransferase complex. The record is from RefSeq and is a predicted model, not a curated record. Gene Ontology annotation, biological process: protein geranylgeranylation. The coding region runs from base 47 to 1042 and encodes 331 amino acids. Gene Ontology annotation, molecular function: Rab geranylgeranyltransferase activity. Lineage: Eukaryota; Metazoa; Chordata; Actinopteri; Pomacentridae.